Messenger RNA from Gongylonema pulchrum, 321 nucleotides. NCBI's taxonomy places the organism in Eukaryota, Metazoa, Nematoda, Chromadorea, Rhabditida, Gongylonematidae. The record is from the annotation of a GenBank genome assembly.
AAGGACGUACCGUUAAUUGCGCAACUGCGACCCCUUCUCAGCCAACAACACAAUUUGUCUUCCAUGCUACAACUCAAUCAGGUGGCGAACACAACCAGUACUGUCCAGCAGGAUCAAGCGGAGCAGCCACACGAGCUGAUAAAUGAUAAUGAGGAAGAAGAACUGAUCAAAACUAGACCUCAAAAGAAAUCACGCAGAAGCAGCAUUCCCGAACUAGUUGGUGUUCGUCUUCACAUUCUCACGUUUUUUUCAGUUGGAAUUAUUUCUGAUUUUUUGCAACAAAGUCAUGACUGUAGAUUUUUUUUGCGGAAAUUUUUGUAA